Drosophila erecta is the source of this 2374-nucleotide messenger RNA. RefSeq lists its product as uncharacterized. Lineage: Eukaryota; Metazoa; Arthropoda; Insecta; Diptera; Drosophilidae. The transcript is spliced from 4 exons. The coding region runs from base 1 to 2280 and encodes 759 amino acids. The record is from RefSeq and is a predicted model, not a curated record.
AUGUUUUACUCGACCGCCUCAAAAGCGGAACCGAGUGUUUUCAAGUUUCUGCUAAGUAAGACAUCAUCUGGUUCAGAUCGAGCAGCAUCCUCGCAUCUCGAAGAUGGAGACGGGCGCACUUAUCAUUCAACUUCGCACCGAAUCGCACGAGCGAAUAAAAUAAUCGGAGAGGAGUCACAGCUGAACACACGUGGCAUUUCAGUGGACAUGGACAUGGAAGCCAUAAAAGCGCUGACGUCGAGCCAAAACCUUGCUAACCAGUCCGACUCCAACUGGGAGUCCAAAUGCACAGCAAAAGCGUUCUUCAGCCAGAAGUGCAGUGUCAGUAAAAAGAAAGUCACUGGAGCCGGUUGUAGCCACCUACUGCCCUCCCUCUUCGCUGCACUUUGCUUACUAAUCAUCCAGGUGGGACUGGCCAACGAAACGGCCUGGCCACCAAUGCGACAUUACGAUAUUUGGGACGACCACUUGGGCGAGCCGGGCGGUCUUGAGGAGGAUUCCCUCGCGGAGGAGGCGGACUUCAGGCUGCAAACGAGAGUACAGGAGGAACUGGAUAUGGAUAUGUCGCUGCAGGACAUCUCUGAUCGGAAUUACAGCCAGACGAACAGCAGACAGGGAAAAGUGAUCCAUCUAUUCCCGGUUCCCGUGGACGGCUACUGCACGUCCAACGAUGGUCGGCGGAUUGGCAACUGCCUGAAUGCCUACGAGUGCCGCCAAAAGGACGGGCAGGCAAAGGGGGAGUGUGCCAUGGGGUUCGGGGUGUGCUGUGUGUUCCUGGCCAGCUGCAACACUACGAUCUCCAACAACAUGACCUACAUUGUGUCGCCGGGAUUCCCCAGUUUCAUGCCCAGCAACUUCACUGGCUGCAGUCUGCGGGUGAAGAUGAUGAGCGACGAGAUCAGCCAGGUGCGGAUUGACUUUCAUCACUUCACACUGGGCCAGCCAAACCGAAGGACCGGAGUAUGCGAAGGCGAUGUCUUCACUAUAGGCGGUGGACCAGGCGGAAACUUCUCUCUUUGCGGCCAGAACAGUGGUCAGCACUUGUACUACAAUGUGGGGGCUAGGGCGGCACCACGACAAUCUACUUUGUACGGGAGUCUGCGCCCUGUGGACGCGAGUAGUGACACUAGCAACUCCACCUCCACGGGCGAUCGCUUCAUCGACAUCAGUCUAAGCCUGUCCAGCCGCCUUCUGCCCCUUCGUAUUUGGGAGAUGAGUGUGGUGCAGAUCCCUUUCAGCCAGCGAGCUCCGGCGGGUUGCCUACAAUAUCACACCGGCACCGAGGGCGUUAUGCAGACCUUUAACUAUGCCGAGAAUGGUCGACAUUUGGCCAAUCAGAACUAUCGGAUUUGUGUGCGCCAGGAGCUGGACAUGUGCUCCAUUAUGUACCAGCCAUGCGAUGAGCAGUCCUUCCGCAUUGGCGGUGGCGGGCGAAUGGCGAGCCGAGGUGACGGUACUACUGAAGGAGCGGCGACACCGGGAACUUCGAGUCCUGCCACAGCACAAUCGGAUGCAGCAGGUGGAACAGCAUCAACAUUAGGCAAUGCUGCAGUGACCACUACAGCACCCACUUCUAGCACCCUCAUGCAGAUGAUAGCUAACAUGGCAAAUUCCACAUCUACAUCGCUGAUGACCAUGAUGACCGGAAAUUCAACUCUAGGAGCCAGUUCAGUAUCAACCGCCAGUACAACAAGCAGCAGCCCCAGCAACGCUGCCAUGAGCACGACGACAACAUCAACCACUGCCACACCGCUCCGUUCCAGUACAGAGGCAUCUACCACCUCUGCAACACCUGCAUCCUCGCCAGCCAGCGAUGAUGUGGAGGGGUCGGGUGGUGAAGUUGGCGAUGAUGAGGAUGACGACGGUGGGUUUCUCUUCUUCAGGAGUCGACCCACCACAGAGGGGCCGGCCGUUUCCAGACGUCCCCGUCCCAGUGGAGGCUUCGAUAUCAUGGGCAUUAUUCGGAAUGCCAUCGAUUUGCCGCUGAAGUGGCGACGGCGCCAAGCCCGCCAGUUCUUUAGCACCUGCUCCGACCGGAUUACAAUGCCGUGCAUCAUAGAGGAUUUCAUAGGAACGGGACUGGGUCCACUUCCUGGGUGCGAGCCCAUCCACUGUGGCGCCCAAUUCUGCUCCUCGGGCGUGUGGCCCUGUCGCAUUGAAAGCACUGUCACUCCGUUCUAUAUUGGUGUCCACUUCGGCAAUGGCCAGGGCUCUGGCAAGGCGAACGCAGAGGAUAACGUGGGUGCGUGUCUGCGAUAUUCCCAAGUGCAAUGCAUGUAACGACGGGCGGGGCUAUAAACUUUCACUUCGAUUUAGUAAAUUAUUGUUCAAUAAUCAAAAUAGAUUCUAAAUACUUUGUUCGUGAUGACUUAAA